Periconia digitata is the source of this 4015-nucleotide messenger RNA. The record is from the annotation of a GenBank genome assembly. NCBI's taxonomy places the organism in Eukaryota, Fungi, Ascomycota, Dothideomycetes, Pleosporales, Periconiaceae.
CACCAUCGCCAUCCACCAACCACCAUGGCGCGCUCUAAAAGAGUCCUCUCCUUCAUGUCGGAAUGGGGAGGAAGUAACUCACAUCGCCGAAACGCCUCGUCUGCCUCCGCCGCCGUUUCCCCAGCGCCAGCAGCUACGCCCUCGCCGGGUCCACCCUCACCCUCCGCAAAGCAGCAGACGAACCCAUCGAGCUUCUCCAUCUCCUCUACCGUCUACGAGGAGGACAGCACGCAUUCCAAUCGUCGAGCCUCGGUUUCGUCACGUCCCAUGUCCAUGAUACAAACAUAUCAACCGCCCGUCAUGGAAGUUGGCCAGGACACGCUGCCCGAGCUGCAACGCAUCUUCACUUUCCUCAACAGCCACUCCAACAAGUUAUAUCAAGAGGGCUACUUUCUCAAGUUUCACGACACCGAUACUCGUGGCCGCCCCGCUGCCGAUCGUGUAUGGCAAGAAUGCUUCGCCCAGCUGGUGGGUACCAUCCUUUCGCUUUGGGAUGCGAGUGAAUUAGAUAGAGUGGGCGACAAUGCCGAGGUGCUUCCUACAUUUAUCAAUCUGACAGAUGCGGCAAUUCACAUGAUGCCUUCAAUGACAUUGAGCGAUGGCAAGAAGCUUGACAACAUACUGAGCGUGUCGACUGCUGCCAGCAACAAAUACCUCCUCCAUUUCAAUUCGUUCAAUUCGUUGACGCAAUGGACCGCCGGGAUCCGUCUCUCCAUGUUUGAACAUGGAUCGCUACAGGAAGCAUACACAGGUGCGCUGAUUGCCGGGAAGGGCCGGCAGCUGAACAACAUGCGUGUGCUGUUGGACAGACAGCGCUCAAAAUACGAAGACUGGGUGCGUGUGCGAUUUGGCGCCGGCACGCCGUGGCGUCGCUGCUGGUGUGUGGUCAGUCCUCCAGACGAAAAGGAGGUGGCCAAAAUGCAGAGGAAUCAAUUGAAGAAGAAGGAUAUUUACAAUCGCACCUCAAUCACUCUCAAGGGCGACAUGAAGUUCUAUGAGACACAGAAGAUCAAGAAAAAGACGCGUCCCAUCGCGACAGUGGAAGACGCAUACUCGUGCUACUCACUCUACCCACAGUCAAAGCAACUUAUCGAUCAGUCCACCCUGGUAAAAAUCGAAGGAAAAAUCACGAUCCACUCGCAGCCCGAGAAGGUUACAGAAGGAUUCGUCUUUGUAAUGCCCGAAACCCGACCCGCCGUGCCUGGGUUCGAGAUUAUGCUUCAAUUUCUUUUCCCCACCUGGGACACGUUCGUGCUCUAUGGCCGACCUAACAAGCUGGUCGCAGAUGUUUUGGACUCCCGGGGCUUGAUGUUUGCCAUGCCUCCUGAUCGCCGGUACGGUUAUCUGGAAAUGUGGGAUAUCGUCGGUUUGAUUCACACUGAAGGCAGUCAAUCUUGGUCAGAGCGGCGAUGGAGGAAGGAGUUGAAGGAUCUCACCUCGAAGCGCAUCGCGACGGAUCCCCGCGAUCGAAAUGGUAGCAGGCCCGGUACGCGCAGGAACACGGUUAGCCGCACCAGCAUGGCUCCAUCGCGAUCCGGCACUCUCCGCUUCGCGGAAGAAGGGUCUAUCCGCUCUCAGCCUUCCACGCGCCAAGUGUCGCCAGUGCGGAAUAGUGAUGUCCAGCCUCAAGCUCCGAAUCGUGUUGAUUCUGCUCCGCCCGCUGUAGUCUCUUCAACUCCACGCCAUCAGCGAGCGGUCUCCGAGCAAGUGAAUGGCUACAAGCCAAAAUCUUCCCGUGUUUCCCAGUCUUACGAUACUCCACCGCGACCUCCACCUCAUGGAGCCAACCCGCAGCAAAGCGAGGGCUACGAAACCCCCGAUAGCCAGCCCCCUAGCCCAGAUACACGAGUUUUCCCUGAGAUGCAGGUUGCGCCUACCGCCCCACCGCAUGGCCCAGUCGAGACACCCCCAACAUUUGCACAUGCGCCUGGCCAGAAACCACCAGUUCAGGUGCAGAACCCCACCACAAUGAAACCCAGCGCGCACAUGGAUCACGCGACCCUCGAUCAGCUCGCCGACGCAACUCAUGCCCCUCUGCCUCCUGGCGUUGCAGCUGCGGGUGCCGCUGCAGCAUGGAAGAGCCGAGAGAGUCUCAACGGUAGGAAGGGCGGCGACCAGGGGCAAAACGGCAGCCAGAACCACCUGAAUGCUAAUCAUCAAGGAUACUCAGGGAAUCCAUAUUCUGGCAAUCGCCUUUCCACGAUUCCGGCAUCACCAUAUAUUGAGCAGGAACAGUUUGUAGAAUCUCCAACAGUAUAUCGGCCAGAGGCCCCAGCUGUCCCGGAGCAUGCAGAAAUGCCAGCGAUUCAAUCGCAAUCCAGUCAAGGUUCCGAUGAAAGAUCUGCUCCUGGUAUGGGCGGCGGCCAGAUACAUCGUAAACCAUUACCAGGUCGGUCUUCAAUGUCUCAACGAGGGGAUGAUGCCUACUCAGUCCACUCGACCACCAGCUCAAGUCUUCACAGUUUACGAAACGACAUAAUCGAUCCCGAGGCCCUCGACCGUUUCAAUCACGCCAACGAUGCAUUGCUCAGACAAGCAAGCAAAGCUAGUAGUAAAUACAGUCGCGAUGAUGCCAUGUCUACGUCCACGCCCGACUAUGCCAGUAUCGCCGAGGAGGAGGAAAUCGAACCCCCCAAACCUGCCGCUCGACGCCCGGAUCGCCCGCGCAGCGGUAUGCUCAAAGUUGUGGGCAAUUCGGAUGUCAGUGGCAAGCCAGACGCAAUUCUUGGAAAACUUUCUCUCACGCCCGAACCCGAACCCACCUCGCAGUUGUCAUCUGAAUACCCCUCGAUAGAUUUUGGCCCCACAUAUUGGUUGGAUCCGCUCGCAAAAAACCAAACUCCUGACGGCGAGACGAGCCCAGCCUUGACUGAUAAUCGCCUUUCGCAGUCCCGAGAGAAUCUGGCCGCUUCAACAAGUGAGCAGAAACGCAUGUCUUAUUCUGGCAGAACCACACCAAUAAUGUCGGCGCAUAUGCGUACGUCAUCUGGCUCGCCGCAAUUUAAUGAGACUCGAAGCAUGGCCUGGCAGCCUGGAAUGACAAGUCAACCACACGCGCACCACGAUAGACAGAAGCUUGAUGCAGAAGAGUGGGUGGCUAAGCGUGCUUCCUAUGGCCAGUCGCGCACACCACCUGCUUUCGCUCAUGGCAGAAGUAAUUCCCAUACUCCUCCACCUUUGGGCCGCGCGUAUUCUGGAGACUGGACACAUUUACAGCAACGUGGUCAAACAGAGAUGGCGCGGCCGCCCAGUCGUCCGCUUUCCCGGCCGUUAUCGCGAGGCGCUGACCGGUUGCUAGACCAGCGUCCAACAGCUCUAUCUGCACGCGAACAAGAGCAGGUAGCUCGGAUCACCAACACACCUCUUAUCAGCCUGUCGAAGAAUCCAAAGAAUGAGCAGAAGCCAGCUUCAGCAGGCUUGACUGCUUAUAUUGACAAGCGUGAAAAGGACAAAGCAGCAGCAAAAUCCAAUCGCAGCACGGUGGCCAUGCAAGCUGAGAUUGACCGUCGCAUGUUGGCAGCGCAGCAGCGCCAGAUGCUGGAAAUGCAACACAUGAAUCAGCAAAUGGCCGCCACGCCAACAAACUAUGCGCCGUCGAUGAUGGGGGCAACCACACCUGGAGGUUAUGCACCAUCUAUGAUGGGGACACCGUCGAUGAUGGGUACGCCUCAAGGGUAUUCGCCGGGAUAUGCAAUGUCCACCACACCGAAUCAGAUGCCUCAGAUGUAUGCACAGCAAGGAUAUUUUGCGCAACCGGGGAUGUCACCAGGCAUGCAACCCAACUGGGCCGCACAGCAGCAGAUGCAGAACCAAUACUAUGUGCAACAGCAACAACAGCAACCCACGACACAGGCCUAUGGAGCUAGCUUCGAUCAGGCACAGGCAGCCGCGCGUCACGCACAUCAACAACAACAACAACAACAACAACAACAACAACAACAACAACAACAACAGCAGCAGUAUCGACGGUGAAUAUUGAUGCAUUAGAUCAUAGCACACACGGAGAAAGGGCUUC